AUAAUCAUUCUAAAAAUCUGAAUCAUUUGUUAUUGUAUUUUUUACAAUAAAAAUGCUCGUAAUUUAUAAGUAUCCAAUGGUGAUUGUGGCGCGAAACUCAAAGUGGGGAUUCAAAGUGCCGAAGUGAGUUCGUGCGUACUCGGAUAUCCUCGGACCCUUGGAUUUCUGCAAUAGGAAAUAAAGAAAGGAAGAGAAGCUCGGAGCGUCUCGCGAAAAAUCGUUAAAACGCGUGCUUGGUUUGUUGGCGUCGCGGCGUCUCAGUAUGAAUUAGUGAAUAUUACUUAAAAAGAAAAAAUAUUCUCUACGCACGUACUGGAAGUUCGUGUGUAUCUACAGCCAGGAACCUUGGAAAAAAGUCAUCAAGAUCUUGCAGAACAACAACAGAGAUUAUGGAAUGGACCAGAGAGAAGACUCUUGAUCUAUUACGAGAAUAUCAACAACGUCGUGUGCUUUGGGAUUGGAAUGCAAGAGGCUAUAGAGAUCGUACUAAAAGGAAACGAGCUAUACAAGAACUUGCUGAUGCCCUGGGUUGUAACACACUUGAAAUUGAGAAGAAAGUAACGAAUUUAAAAUGUCAAUAUUCGCGCGAAGUGCAUAAGAUACAAAAUAGCAAGGAUGCUGCAGCUGGACCAGAUGACGUUUAUGUUUCUAAAUGGUUCGCUUUCAAAGCUAUGCAAUUUCUUCAAUUUGGAACGAGACGUUAUAGUAAAAGAAAAAAGAAAGCUGAGGAACAGUCGAAGCUCCAAGAAGAAUAUAUCGUCAGUGAUAUAGAUCCAGAAAGCAUAACAUUCAUGCACUAUAAGGAUGAGGAAGAAGCAAUUGGCUUCACAACAGGUUCCCCAAAUGCAUCUUUGAGCGAAGAUGCUGAAGAAUCAUCCUUGUCAAGUUUGAAAGCUAUUCAGAGAUAUACCGAUUCUUUGACAGAGUAUUCAAACAAUCCAAUACAUGACGAGGAUAACUGUGAGGAUGAGUGUUCGCGUAAUCAGCGAGAACGUAAAAAAACGAAGGAAGAAUUUCUUAAGUUUGGUGAAAGCAUCGCAGUUCAGCUUGCAGAAAUUCCAGACUCUUAUUCGAGAUCAGUUGCUAAAUUGCGAAUCAACCAAAUCCUUUUCGAGGCUGAAAUUGGUGUAUACGCUCAGACACGCCGUUAAUACAUAAAAAUAUUAAAAAGACAAAUAUACUAGGACAUUAAAAUCUCGCAAUAUGAGUCCUACAAUAUGUACGAAGGUGUCUUAUUCUAAUAGAGAACAAAAAGAAUUGGAAAAUUGUAGGACCUAAUACUUGUAUUCGUAGUCAAUGCUUUCUCUUAAGGAGCAUCUUGAGUCCUCCUGUACCAUGUCUUAAAGAAUGUGUGUCUACAGUCUUAAGAUCAUGCUUUGUCUCAAGGACGGACUAUGGAUAUGGGUCUGAAGUAUGAUUUUUUUUUAAUAUGAAACCAAGUUUCACUGUGCCCAGUUAUAUUUUUCUUAAGGGAUCAUUACAGUGUAAAAUUUUCAAAACAUCGAUUUUUUUUUUUCAUUAUCUGAUAGUAUACACGGUUAUAAACAUUCUGUCCAAUUUUUAUGUCGAAAUUCGAAUUAAUUCGCUCGCUACAGCCUUUCUUAGAAGAAGACAUUGGACGGUCAGACCUGGCGCACUCCGAACUUUAAAC
Molecule: messenger RNA, 1651 nt
Organism: Cephus cinctus (wheat stem sawfly)
Lineage: Eukaryota; Metazoa; Arthropoda; Insecta; Hymenoptera; Cephidae
Exons: 2
Coding region: 390-1151 (253 amino acids)
Source: RefSeq, a predicted model, not a curated record